AUGUUAUCUUUUGUUGUUGCUAUCAUUGUUUAUAUUGACGGAGAGGUUGUAGUUGUAUAUUAUUAUAUUUGUAAGGAUAAUAUUGUUGUCUCAAUAACUUUUGUUAGGACUUUCUUUGAGUUCAAGCAAUGGUUAACAGAGUAUGAAAAUUCUUCAUAUUUCUCUUCUAUGCAAAAAUUGGUUGAAGCAAUUAAAGUGGGAGUUGUGGACAAGAUAUCAAUUCUUUUGGCAAAAGAAAAGAAACGUGAAUUUCUCGAAAGUGUUAAAAAAGAAAUUGAGAAUGCCAAAGCGACAGUCCAAGUGGAAAUUCCUAAUCUAAAAUUCGAUGAACUAUUAAAUAAUUGGGAAUAUUAUAUCAAUAAGAGAUACUUUGAGAAACUUGGAGAGCAAAAAUUCAUGGAAGAAGAGCAACAGAAAUUGAAGGCUAAAUGGAGUCUUCAAAAAUCCAAUUCCAAAUGGAUCCAUCCAGUUCAAUCUUGUGGAGAUUUAAGGUGUGCAGGUGGUCAUACCCUUAAUAAUACAGUUGUCUGUUGGGAUUGUAAAAACGAAUUAUUUUGGACCGAUGUUCCAACUAGAUCCUAUAUGUGUAAAGGAUGUGAUAUGUCCUCGAAAUUCUAUUCACUGGAUCUCAAAUGUAUUCGAUGUAAAGAAGAAGCAUACUGCAAAAUUCGUUGUACAGGUUCUUUGGUUGUUUACAUAUGUCCAAUAACCUUUGUAGUUCCUAAAUCUAAGCUAUCACUCAAAAGAUUCACUCCAGAUAUUGAUUUUCAAAUUUUAGUUUAUUUGGUUCAAAUCUAA
Molecule: messenger RNA, 798 nt
Organism: Heterostelium album PN500
Lineage: Eukaryota; Evosea; Eumycetozoa; Acytosteliales; Acytosteliaceae
Exons: 6
Coding region: 1-798 (265 amino acids)
Source: RefSeq, a predicted model, not a curated record